GUCUUGCCGCUGUCGCUCCGGGGCCGCGGGAUGACGCCUCCUCCGCCAGGACGUGCCGCCCCCAGCGCACCGCGCGCCCGCGUCCCUGGCCCGCAGGCUCGGUCCGGGCUCCCGCUGCGGCUACUGCUGCUGCUCUGGGCGGCCGCCGCCUCUGCCCAGGGCCACCCGAAGAACGGACCCCGCGUCUCCGCUGUCUGGAAAGGCCGUGUAGGGCAGGACCGGGUGGAUUUUGGCCAGGCUGAGCCACACACAGUGCUUUUCCACGAGCCAGGCAGCUCCUCCGUGUGGGUGGGUGGACGCAGCAAGGUCUACCUCUUCAGCUUCCCCGAGGGCAAGAACGCCUCCGUGAGCAUGGUGAACAUUGGCUCUACCAAGGGGUCCUGCCUGGACAAGCGGGACUGUGAGAACUAUAUCACACUUCUGGAGAGGCGGAGUGAGGGGCUGCUGGUGUGUGGCACCAACGCCCGGCGCCCCAGCUGCUGGAACCUGGUGAAUGGCACAGUGGUGCCACUUGGUGAGAUGAGAGGCUAUGCCCCCUUCAGCCCAGACGAAAACUCCCUGGUUCUGUUUGAAGGGAAUGAAGUGUACUCCACCAUCCGGAAGCAGGAAUAUAAUGGGAAGAUCCCUCGGUUCCGCCGCAUCCGGGGAGAGAGUGAGCUGUACACCAGUGAUACUGUCAUGCAGAACCCUCAGUUCAUCAAGGCCACAAUUGUGCACCAAGACCAGGCCUAUGAUGACAAGAUCUACUACUUCUUCCGGGAGGACAAUCCUGACAAGAAUCCCGAGGCGCCUCUCAACGUGUCCCGCGUGGCCCAGCUGUGCAGGGGGGACCAGGGUGGUGAGAGUUCACUGUCGGUCUCCAAGUGGAAUACCUUUCUGAAAGCCAUGCUGGUGUGCAGUGAUGCUGCCACCAACAAGAACUUCAACAGGCUGCAGGAUGUCUUCCUGCUCCCUGACCCCAACGGCCAGUGGAGGGACACCAGGGUCUAUGGCGUUUUUACCAACCCCUGGAACUACUCAGCUGUCUGCGUGUAUUCCCUCGGUGACAUUGACAGGGUCUUCCGCACCUCCUCACUCAAGGGCUACCACACCAGCCUCCCCAACCCCCGGCCUGGCAAGUGCCUCCCGAACCGGCAGCCUAUACCCACAGAGACCUUCCAGGUGUCUGACAGUCACCCUGAGGUGACACAGAGGGUGGAACCCAUGGGACCUCUGAAGACGCCAUUGUUCCACUCUAAGUACCACUACCAGAAAGUGGUUGUCCACCGCAUGCAGGCCGGACAAGGGGAGACCUUUCACGUGCUUUAUCUAACCACAGACAGGGGUACCAUCCACAAGGUGGUGGAGUCAGGGGAGCAGGAUCGCAGCCUUGUCUUUAACAUUGUGGAGAUCCAGCCUUUCCGCCGUGCAGCCGCCAUCCAGGCCAUGUCUUUGGAUGCUGACCGGCGGAAGUUAUACGUGAUCUCCCACUGGGAGGUGAGCCAGGUACCGCUGGAUCUGUGUGAGGUCUACGGUGGGGGCUGCCACGGCUGCCUCAUGUCCCGAGACCCCUACUGCGGCUGGGACCAGGGCCACUGCGUCUCCAUCUACAGUUCCCAGCGGUCAGUGCUGCAAUCCAUUAAUCCAGCUGAGCCACACAAGGAUUGUCCCAACCCAGAGCCAGACAAGGCCCCACUGCAGAAGGUGUCCUUGGCCCGGAACUCUCGCUACUACCUGAGCUGCCCCAUGGAGUCCCGCCAUGCCACCUACUCGUGGCGUCACAAAGAGAAAGUGGAGCAGAGCUGCGAGCCCGGCCACCAGAGCCCCAACUGCAUCCUUUUCAUUGAGAACCUUACAGACGGCCAGUAUGGCCACUACCUCUGCGAGGCCCAGGAGGGCUCCUACCUCCGCGAGGCUCAGCACUGGCAGCUACUGCCCGAGAAUGGUGCCAUGGCCGAGCACCUGAUGGGCCAAGCCUGCGCCCUGGCCUCCUCCCUCUGGCUGGGGGUGCUGCCCAUGCUCACUCUUGGCCUGCUGGUCCACUAGGGCCUCCCUGGGCUGGGCAUGCCGCAGGCUUCUGCAGCCCAGGGGCACUAGAGAAGUGCCACACUCAGAGCCAGCUGGCCUGGGAGCUCCUUGCCCACCACUUCUUCCAGAGGGACUGAGUAAUGCGAUGGGGGACGCAGGCCUGGAGACGUCCAGCCGCAGGCGGCUGCUAGGCCCCAGGUGGGCGGGAUGCAGGGGGACCAGAGAGUGAGGGCACUGACUGUGAAGCUGGGGUAUCAAUGGCCCAGGACUUUAUCUUUUGGAGAAUAUUUUUCAAAAACUCCUCCUCAAACUUGACUAAAUGCAGUGAUGCUCCCGGCCUGCGAGCCCAUGGGCCGGGGAGUGGGGUUUGGAAAGUGGAGCUGGGACCCCAUCUGUGCACCUGGGGGCUGAGGCCUGAGUCCUUGGACUCUCUGUGCCUAAAUUGCCUCCUUCCUCCUCUCUCCCCCAUAGCUGGGGGUGACUGGUGUUCCUGCAGACCCAGAGCUACCCUCUGCCUGGCCCUGCCCCCUGCAGCUCCUUCCGCAGACCUGGGUCCCACUGGACAGCCAGCUUCCUUGCAUGUUUAUUGAAGGAUGUUUGCUUUCCGGACAGAAGGACGGAAAAAGCUCUAUUUUUAUGUUAGGCUCAUUUCAUGUAUAGCUACUUCUGACUGCAUCUGUAUGAAAAUACCAAAACUACAUGCUGGGGUUGGGGUGGGAGAGGGAGGGGCUGGGAAGGGAUGGACUGGAGACGGGGGUGAUCCCAGUCUGAGGCUCCUGGGGAUAGGAUGAGAGUCCAGAGACAGGCAUGGGUUCUUGAAGAGUGGCAUGAGCUGGCUCUGCCCUGGGAGCCCAGUCUGAGGGGGAUAUCAUCCAAGUCCCCCAAUGUGUGGGGUAGUUAUGGGAGGGGGUGGGGUGAGGGAGACAGGGGAGAAUGAAGAAGAAAACUGAGCCCUAGGUUCACCGUGUUCAUUUAGAAGGAGGAGCCGGGUCCUCAGGGGGAGGUUCCAGGACUCUGCCCUUAGCAUCGGGGGUUGGGGGGCGGGGGGCCUCCUCCCCUCCCCUCAGCCCCCUUUCCCAGGGGCUGUGCUUCCAUGCUCCUAGCCUCCCACCUUCAGCUCAGGACAUGCUAUAACUUAGGCUAAACUGUGAAAAUUCGGUGGGGAUGGCCUGGGCCAAUCUCUCCAGGAGAGCGGCCCUGCCCCCAGUCCUGUCCAUGGAUUUCAGCAGAGAGCUGGGCCCUUCUCCAGCUGUGUCUGGCUACCCAGGGCAGGGCCUGGGGCCGGCGGCCUUCCAGCUUCGGUCCCUGCAUCUCUUCUCAAUGCACUUUAAUAAUGUAACAUAUUACUAAUAAACAAGCUAUUUAUUUA
Molecule: messenger RNA, 3376 nt
Organism: Galeopterus variegatus (Sunda flying lemur)
Lineage: Eukaryota; Metazoa; Chordata; Mammalia; Dermoptera; Cynocephalidae
Gene: SEMA7A
Product: semaphorin 7A, GPI membrane anchor (John Milton Hagen blood group)
Exons: 14
Coding region: 31-2025 (664 amino acids)
Biological process (GO): positive regulation of macrophage cytokine production; integrin-mediated signaling pathway; positive regulation of cell migration
Cellular component (GO): external side of plasma membrane
Molecular function (GO): semaphorin receptor binding; chemorepellent activity; integrin binding
Source: RefSeq, a predicted model, not a curated record